Messenger RNA from Paramacrobiotus metropolitanus, 1684 nucleotides. Its product is annotated as proton-coupled folate transporter-like. Gene Ontology annotation, biological process: transmembrane transport. Lineage: Eukaryota; Metazoa; Tardigrada; Eutardigrada; Parachela; Macrobiotidae. The transcript has 5 exons. The record is from RefSeq and is a predicted model, not a curated record. Gene Ontology annotation, molecular function: transmembrane transporter activity. Gene Ontology annotation, cellular component: membrane. The coding region runs from base 154 to 1665 and encodes 503 amino acids.
AUAAUUAUUCAUUUUCUUAGCCAAAACCAAUGAGGUUCCGGUCACUUUGACGGUAAGUAUUACACAUCGUUUAUACUUUGGUAGUUUUUAUGUGGCUAUUUUAUAAAUUAACGAAAUUUCUGGUAAAAAAUUAUUUUUGCAACUAAUUUUUCUAUGGAUAAAAGCAGCGAUUUUGAUGAUGGCAAAGCUGAAAAUGGCAUGGGCUACUUUACUUUGGAAUCAGCGAAUGAAAGUGUGAAUGGUAAUGGCAGACGUGGAUCGUCGGCAUGGAGCAAGCCAUUGUCAACGCUAUUAUCCAUUGUGAAGCACAAAGGAGUGCAUACUACUCCUAUAGGUCUACUUUUUGGAAUUUCAUAUGGAGUAUAUCAACCAAUUUUCGUGGAGUUGCUCAAAGACAGAGUAUGUCGAGUAUUACAAGCUUAUCCUGCCAAUUUUUGCGAUACUGUGGGACAGGAAGAUUUGAGCAUAUUUAACCACUCCGGACCAGCGAAUGACGUUCAAAGCACAACUUCGAACUACGUGUUUUACGCCAGUUUAAUUGCUAACGUUCCUUGUUUUAUUUUCUCUUUGUUUGUUGGAUCAUGGAGCGAUCGUUUUGGACGAAAAACACCUUUACUGACGUUAUUUUUCGGAUUGUUUUUGUGUGGAAUAACCGCCAUUAUUCUCUCGUACAUCGAUACACACCCGGGUUAUUUGUUAUUUUGUGCUGCCUUUCAGUCAGCUUUCGGCGGAUGGGUGAUAUAUUACAUAACCAUCUACAGCUAUGUUGGCGACCAUACAACCGAAGAAACGCGGGCGUUGGUCAUCCUUCUGGUCGGCGGCUCCACUACGGUGGGCGAUAGUUUGGGACGGUUAAUCGGGACAUCGAUGGUAUCUCAGGAUUUUGGCUUCGCCGCACCGUUUUAUCUGUUUACUGUUAUUCAAAUUGUUUCGGUUAUUUAUAUCGUCGUAACUGUUCAAGAUUUACCGAUAUUUGCGGCUGAAACGUCCGAAAAACUGAAGCUAAGCAAUUUGUUCGAUAUCAAAAGUGUUCAAGCCAACUGGGCGGUUUUGCGGCAGGAGAGAUUUGGAAACGGUCGCCGGUACAUUCUAAUGAUGGUCAUCGCGUAUGCAACAGCAACUAUUUGUUUAGACAGCGAAGCUGCCAUACUGCAGCUUUUUGUGGAAUUUCAGCCACUGGGGUGGACUAUCCAGAAAUACGGCGCGUUCGCAACGACUCAAGGAUUGUCCACUGCGGCGUUUUUAGUAGUAACGGUACCGAUAUUCAAGGAAAAGCUUAAACUGCGAGACACGACACUUGGAAUUGUGAGCGCCACAUCCUGUGUUGGAGCUUUUAUUUCUUACGCACUGUCCACGAAGUCUUGGAUGUUAUACAUAUCUCUUAUUCUGGGAUUAUUUCGGCCUUUGAUUCUGGUUUCGAUCCGUUCCAUAAUUUUAGGAUUAAUCGCCAAAGGGGAAAUUGGAAAACUAAUGGCCAUUGUCGGUUCUACUCAGGCAGUUAGCGCAAUAGUUACUGCACUGAUAUUUAUGAAUAUUUUCAGCCAGACUGCAGCAUGGUGGCCUGGGUUUGUUUUUAUUGUUAUGGCAAUUUUUAUGGGUGUUUCCUUAACGGCAAUGGCAUACGUCCACGUUAGUGCGAGAAGAAAUAACGUCUCAACCAGCUGAUAAAGGAUGUUGAUCAUGA